GAUUGCUUGUUUGGGACAUCAUCAUAUCUGAGGGUUCAGCCAUCCACUAAAAUAUACUACCUUCUGUUCUCUGGGAUACUUCCUGAUCUUCGUACGGCUUUUGGCUGGGGUAGUCUUGGUUAUGAAGACCCGUCGAAAGUCGAAGCCAGGCAAUGGUGAAACCCUGGACACCACAACGCUCCACCCAGAAUCCCAGGCAUCUGAAUCUGGCACCGCGUCUAUUGGCUUUGAAGUCGAUAUUCCUGAUGAUGUAGACAUGUCUGCUUUGGAUAAUCUUUUUCCUGGGUUCCCCCUGUCAAGUCCUACGCCAGACACUGUUGUCUCAAUGUAUCGCACAUUAUUGGCGCAAGGACUCACAAUAGAUGCCCUGGAGAAAGAAAAGGACCAAGCUCGUGCGGAUGUCUUACGAUUAGAAGUUGAGCUGGACCAGGCCCUUCAAGACCACGAGGUUCAAAUUUCACAAAUGCGUACUUCCAUCGAGCAAGUCCACAGUGAACUCGAAGCAACUCAGAAUGAAAGUAGACAACUUGCUACCGCGCGCUCCACUCUCGAGGUCCAGGUCGAAUCGCUGACACAGGUUACUACCUCCACUUCUACUGAGACAGAAGAGCUACGGAGGGGGGUAGCCAAAAUUGAGGCAGAAAAGCGAGAUCUCCUGAGCGUUGUUGACUCACAACGAGAAUCUUUGAUGCAACGGGAUGAGGAAAAUCAGCAUCUUCGAACGAAGCAUAAAGAGCUACGAAUUGAGAUUUCCCAAUUGCAAUCCGAACUGGCCGAAGCGAAGUCUAACGAGAACGCGAGCAAGUUCCAUUCCUACACGCUCGAACAGGAGGCUAACCUUCUUCGUGAGGAAAACCAGCGACAUAUGGUAGAAUUCAAUGCACUUCAAGAAUCAUCCACAACGGAGCGUCGUUCCAAACAUGCGGAAAUCGUUAAGCUUCAAUCUGAGGUCGAUACCUUGACUCAAGAAAACGCAUCUAUCGAGUCCAGAUUUUCCACUCUGCAGAAGGCCCAUCGGGCGCAGGAGACUCAGUUAAUGGAGUCCCUCAGCAAAGGUCGGGCCCUGCAAGCUGAGCUCUCGCAGCAAACCGCUCAGUUCCGCGCUGAGUCCGGGACUCGGGAACGCUUGGUUGAACUCAUGGACAGAAGAAACGACGAGUCGCGACGUCGGGUUGAGGAGAUUGAAAGGGAAUGGGACGCAGUUCUUGCUAAAGCUUCUGCCACCGAAGAUUCGUUACGCGAAGAACUCAUGAAAGAGCGACAACGAAAUGAAGAGCUCGAAGCCCGCCUCCAAGAACUCAGGAUAGCCGGAGAGAGGAUUGGCCCUGCGGACGGUAUGAGCACUCCUGUCGGUGGGAGAUUGAUAACGUCUACCCCGGGAUCAUCGUCUUCGCCUUUCCUUUCGUUAUCGCCCACCGCCAGUCUCGCCACCAGACUUCAAAAGAGUGGCAGGAGUUACACUGAAGUCUACGCUGACUACAUCAAGAUGGGAGAGGAGCUCACAAGGCAGAAAGAGGAAACUCGGCGACUGGAGACGGCCCUAGCUCAGAUAUUGAGCGAUAUCGAGGAAAGGGCACCUCUCAUCCAGAGCCAACGCGUGGAAUAUAGUCGGGCGACGGAGGAGCUUGCUCAGCUGGCAAAUCAGCUCGCUCAAACUUCUGCUGAGCGUGACGAACUCGCCCGAUCUGCUGAGGACAGCGCUUCGCUCGCCAAGAAGCUGCGCGAAGAAAAUGAGACUCUUGAACGGCAGCUUAGUGACCUAGGGCGACAGGUGCAGGCUUUACUGCGAGAGGUAUCCGUUCACGAAGAUCCUUCCUUAGGCGGCGUUGGCUUCGAUCUGCCAGAGGAUACUAUUGAAGACACCGAUUCUGAUCAAGUUAUCACAAAUCACCUCGUUCUUUUCAAGUCGCUUCCUCAACUCCAACAACAGAACCAACGUCUCUUGAAGACCGCGAGGGGGCUUGCAGCACAAUGGGAGAAGCGCCAAGCGGACAUCGAAACCGAGUGGUGCAAGGAAGAAACUCAAGCCUUAGCGGAAGCGAGUGAAGCAGUAAAAGAAAUGGAAGAGGAACUCCAGCGCCAGAAGGUUCUAUCUGCGGCGCAUCAACGGGAGCGUGACAUGUAUCGCAACUUGUUGACCCGACAGGGUCGUGAUCCUGGUGCAGGAUCCUCGACAGAAGCAACCUCAGCCCCGGCAGGCACUGGUGAGGGAGAUAGCAGUGGCUAUCGACGGCUUCUUGAAGAACAGCAGAGCCUGUUCGAAGCGUUUAAGACCGAAAUGGGUGUUGAUUCGACGAAACUAAAGGAAGAUCUAGCUCGUGCUCAGCGUGACCUUGGUCAAUUGAGCGCACAGUUAGCAAAAGCGAAUGCGCAGAUUGAUUUCCUGCAAGAGAGGAUCAAAAUUGCCCAAAAUUCGGCCGAGCUUCAGUCUCAGGAGAAUACUAACUUACAAAAGCGAAAUCAACAACUUCAAGAGACUGUCGGGAAGACGGAGAUACGUUCGUACCACGUUUCGGAGGAACUGAGGGAUGUCAAGGUGACAAUGGAGCGUCUAAGAAGCGAAAACGCCAGCCUUCAGGCGGAAAACAAUUUCCUUAGGGCAUUUGAGGCUCGCCUCCAGGAAGAGAACAAGAACUUGUCGAAGGAGAGGGCUCAGCUCAAAGACUUGGUAGGCAACAUACAGGCUAUCCAAGCGGAGCUGGAAAGGUCCGGAGAAUCGGAGAAACGUCGACAGGAAUCGCAGAUCAAACAUCUGGAGUCUCAAACGCAAGAUCUCCGGGAGCAAUUGAAUAAGCAAUCCGAGGAGAGCCGGCGAACCUUGCUUCAGAAAGAUCUUGAACUUGGAGAUCUUCAUUCCCGUGUGGAAUCACUCACAAAUAACCUGUUCAAAUCCAAAGAAGGAUUGAGCAUCGCUGAAACGAGCCGCGGACACCUUCAAACUCGUGUGGACGAUCUUCUUAGGCAACUACAAGGCGCAUCUUCGAAGCUUUCCGUCUACGAACGUCAUCCUGGAGCACAUGAUGAUGUUCCUCCAAGUGCCCGGGAUCUUUCCGAGGAGGAGCAGCUUCGCGCCGAAGUUGCUGAUUUGAGUGCUGCCUUGAAGGUUGCAGAAGGCGACCUGGCGAGGGCCCACGAGCACGUUGACCAGUUCAAGAACAUCAGCCAAGCAAACGAAGCUGCUUUGGAGAGUUUAAAUGAAACAUUCGAGGAAUACAAGCUUGAAACUGAGAAACGGAUCACAUCAUUGACUAAUGAGGUGCAACGCUUGAAGGAGCAGUACGAUCAUACUCAGCAAGAACUAACCACGGCUCUGAGAGAACAUUCUGAGCUGAGUCAGCAGCUUGAUGCGCAACGUUUGGAAUUCGAGAUCGAUCGCCGCACCUUGGAAGCGACCAUUGCCGAUUUCAGUACAGUAGAGGAUAAGGCCUAUGCGUCACAGAAAUCCAUUCAAGAAGAUUUACGCCGUCAGGCGCAACUUGCCCAGGAUGCCCACGAGAAAUAUUCCCGAGAACUGGUUGCCCAUGCAGAGUCCAUGAAGCAUAUCAACGUUCUCAAAGAGGAACUGGCUGAUGCACAAGGUAAAGCACGCGAAUAUCAGACACAAGCUGAAACUGCGAUUGCUCGUGCCAACACAUCGGAGAGCACAUGGACUAGCCAGAAGGAGGCGCUUACGAAAGAGAUGGAAGAAAUUUCAUCGCGGUGCAAAGAUCUUAUAUCUCAAAAUGCCGCCCUUCAUCAACAUCUUGAAACUGUCAGUUCACAAGCAACCAAAAUUCGUCAGGCAGUAGAAGCUUCUCCUGGGGUUGCCCCACCUGCCGACGCCAACGGGAAGGAUUCCGAUAAUGCUGUGGCUGAAUUGCGAGCAGUCAUAUCUUUCGUUCGGCGGGAGAAAGAGAUCGCCGAACUGCAGCUUGACUUGCAUAAACAAGAAAACACAAGGCUGAAGUCAUAUAGCGAUCAUCUAGCCCAAUCCCUUGAGGCGACCCGCAAUUUGCUGAAAGAGGAACGUGAGAAAGCAUCCCAGUCAGCCACUUCUGCAGAGCAGCACGCCGACCUUAUGGAGAAGAUUAAUCAACUGAAUUUGCUUCGCGAAAGCAACACGACCCUGCGUUCCGAAGCUGAAGCCAAUUCAGCCGCGGCUCACGAUCUCCGAAUCAAGCUUCAGAAGGCCCAAUCUGAGGUGGAGCCACUUAAGGAGAGGGUCCGCGUCCUGGAAGCAGAACUCAAGGCUCGCGAAGAUCACAUUCAUCGACUUGAAGAGGAUAAUAAACGACUCAAAGACCGCACCGAACAAAUUCUUAGCAAGCACCAUCGUGUCGAUCCAGCCGAGGUACAGUCAUUGCGGGACGAGGUUGUUUCCCUGAAGACCGAACACGGCGAGCUCAAAGGGCAGAUUGAGGCAAAAGAUGCACAGAUUGAACGUCUAAAAGAGGCGCUUCAGACCGCAAAGGCUGCUCAUAGCAAGCUCUUUAACGAAACUCGCGUCCGUUUUACUAGCCUCAACGACCAGAAUGCACAGUUGACGUCUCAGUUGGAGUCCAGCAAGCAACUUGUAGUCUCGCUGGAAGCGGAGAAGACAUCUCUGGAAGCCAGACUUGCGGAACAGAACACCUCUGGAGAAACACAAGCCAACACAGCAUCGGAACUUUCUGCCACAGUUGCUCUGCUCGAGGCAGAACGAGACGCGCUCCUCUCGGAGAAAAAUGCCAUGGCCGCACAAGGCACGUCGCCGGAGGUUAACGCGUUGAGGGCUCAAUUUGAGAAGGAAAUAGCCGAUGCCAAGGAGACUCAACAGCUCAUGAAUAAUCGCAAUGACAUGAUGAAACGCGACAACGUCAAGUUCAAAAAUGAGAUCAAAGCACUCGAAUUGCAAUUGUCAAGUUUGCGAAAGGCGCAGGAGGCCACUGUAGCCGAGGGGAAUGUCGCCGGUGGGGAAAACACUGCAUUGGAUGUCCAAGAACUAGUUGCUCGACGGAUCGCCGAAGCCACGGCAGCUCAUGAACGCGACAAGUCGCAAGCCAUUACAGCAGCUAUCGAGGACUUCAAAAAGGACACGGUCCCGAGGAGUGAGCUCGAGGCUGAGGCGCAAAGGAGAGCAGCUGAGCUAAAGGCAUUGGAAGAGCGAAUGACCGCUUCUCACCAAGCUGAGGUUCAAACCGCUCGAGUCGCAGUUGCCUCUGAUCAAUCGAUCUCUGAAGUUGAGGUGGAAACUAAGAUCGCGGAAGCUCGUGGGAAGUGGGAGGCUGAAGAACUUGGCCAACUGAGGAUCAAGAUUGAAGGCGAGCUUGCGGCCCAGCACCUUGCGGAUAUUGAGGCGGCAAAAGUCAGUGUCACUCGGGAACUUGAAGCAAAGCAAAAGGCCAAAGAUGCACAAAUGAACCGCCUUCGCGCAGAGGUCGAGAAGUUGAAAAAGCAGAUAGCAGAUUUAACAAAACCCUCAUCUUCCAACCUCCCUGCUUCAGCUUCAGCCGCAUCGAAGCAUUCACCUGCCACACCGACGGCUCCAGCACUACCUGUGAAAUUGAUACCGACUGCGCCUGCGAAUAGUCCCACUACGCAGGGCGCCAUCCGAGGCCAGGCUGCGGCCCGAGGUCGCGGCGUCGGCCGUGGUGCUGGACGGGGAGGCUCUCAAGUGCUUCAAAACGUGAAUGCCACCAUCGCGGCUGCUACCCCACAAUCCACUUCACAACCCCCCACGUCGAUCAUUGGCGCUGCAUCUGGUCCUCAAGCUGCGAAACGGCCGCGUGAAUCCGAGACGCCAGAAGGGCCCCAGGGAGAUGCGAAACGACCGCGAGGCGGUGCACCAGUGAUCAACCGGAGUCGUCUGCCUGCCCAACCGAAACCUGCCACCCCCCAAGAUCAACCUCCAUCAUGAGGAUUCCUGCACAGCAGUUGGACAUUCUUCCGGCAUUGCAUACUUUAUCCCUUGUACUUUAUUCACUGCAUUUUCGACAUUAUUUACAUGCACCUUCAUAUCCGCAGCCAGCUUUUCCCACUUCGUAGCGCGCGGUCCCGCAAAUGUCUGAACCCCAAAUGAAUUCCGGCGUGCGAGAGGUUUUCUGUCACUGCCUUAGGUGGAGUCAUUUGUCAGUUCCAAGGAAAUAAAUUUU
Molecule: messenger RNA, 6110 nt
Organism: Cantharellus anzutake
Lineage: Eukaryota; Fungi; Basidiomycota; Agaricomycetes; Cantharellales; Hydnaceae
Exons: 20
Coding region: 122-5875 (1917 amino acids)
Biological process (GO): protein import into nucleus; mRNA export from nucleus
Cellular component (GO): nuclear pore
Molecular function (GO): structural constituent of nuclear pore
Source: RefSeq, a predicted model, not a curated record